Corticium candelabrum is the source of this 852-nucleotide messenger RNA. RefSeq lists its product as uncharacterized. Gene Ontology annotation, cellular component: myosin II complex. The coding region runs from base 1 to 705 and encodes 234 amino acids. Gene Ontology annotation, molecular function: calcium ion binding. The transcript has a single exon. The record is from RefSeq and is a predicted model, not a curated record. NCBI's taxonomy places the organism in Eukaryota, Metazoa, Porifera, Homoscleromorpha, Homosclerophorida, Plakinidae.
AUGAUAUGUUGGUAUGCUAGCCCCGCCUUCUCGCGUGUCGUGUCAACACAGUGUAACAUGGCAACGUCAGGGAGCAGACUGGCAGCGUUCAGAGAGAGGAAACGAGAAGAGAAAAAGGCAGAAUUAAAAAAGAAAACAGUCAAAGAGGACACCAAACUUGAAGGACCCCGGAGGUAUUUCCAGGCUGCAUCAGAGUCGACAUUCAAAGAGCCAGCUUUCAUGGGUUUGCCAUCAGGGAGUAGAUUCUUUAAUCUGCUAACGGCGCAAGAGAUACGGGAUUUGAGGACUGUCUUCGAUGCUUUCGAUAGCAAAUCAUUGGGUACAAUCAAUGAACGUGAGAUGCACACAGCAAUGACAGCACUUGGAUUUAUGAUAUCACAACAGCAACUAGGAGAGGCAAUAACUGACUUGGGGAUUCGAAACAGGAAAAUACAAUUCAACGAUUUCCUAUCAAUUGUCAUCGAUCGACAAGCAGAUGCGAGAGACACUCACGACGAAAUCAUGCAGGUUUUCCAAAUACUCGAUAAGAGUGGAUCAGGAGUGAUAACACUGGACGAUCUAAAGCAAGCAUGCAGAGACUCGGGAGAGACACUGACAGAGAAGGAACUAAGUGACAUGAUCUAUGAGGCAGACACAGAUGGUGACGAUGCAGUCAGCCGAGCCGAAUUUUUACAGAUUAUGCUAAAGACGAAUCUAUUUCAAUAGAUCCGAGUUUUCAGCAGCACAUGCUCUAGUCAAAGCAGAUCGAGGCUAAUUUUUAUCGACUCUAAAAUUUAAUAAAUUGUUUGUUAUUUAAUCCGUUUUGUUCUAUUGAUAAUACAACUCCAGAUUCAUUCCAUCGUGGAUCUCGUA